Syngnathus typhle (broad-nosed pipefish) is the source of this 954-nucleotide messenger RNA. RefSeq names its product N-6 adenine-specific DNA methyltransferase 1 (gene hemk2). The record is from RefSeq and is a predicted model, not a curated record. The transcript is spliced from 7 exons. Gene Ontology annotation, cellular component: eRF1 methyltransferase complex. Gene Ontology annotation, molecular function: protein methyltransferase activity; S-adenosylmethionine-dependent methyltransferase activity; nucleic acid binding. Bases 133 to 792 code for a protein of 219 amino acids. Gene Ontology annotation, biological process: methylation. Lineage: Eukaryota; Metazoa; Chordata; Actinopteri; Syngnathiformes; Syngnathidae.
GUGACGUAGUGACGUACGUACCAGUGUGCGUACUCUUGACGUACUAGGAAGUAAACCAGAACGCGUCACAUGUUUUAAUAAGUAAAUAUCAAACGUGUCGCGUUUCAUUCGAACUAAUUAGUUUAAUUUACCAUGUCGGCUAACUACCCCACGCCUCUGUACGAUCACGCCGCGCGGGGAGACUUCAGCGAAGUUUACGAGCCGUCGGAGGAUUCCUUCCUGCUCAUUGACGCCCUGGAAAAGGAUGCUGAAGAACUGAAGCGCAUGAGUGGGCCGCGCGUGUGCGUGGAGGUGGGCAGCGGCUCCGGAGUGGUGUCUGCGUUCCUCGCAUCCCUGCUUGGACCCUCAGCCAUAUAUUUUUGCACGGACGUGAAUCGUGCCGCAGCGCUAUGCACCGCCAAGACGGCAUCACGCAACUCCGUGUCGCUUGAGCCCAUCGUCACCGACCUGGUGGAAAGUAUCCUGCCCCGCUUGAGCGGACAAGUGGAUGUGCUCCUGUUCAACCCGCCAUAUGUGGUCACACCGUCCAGUGAGGUGGGCAGCACGGGCAUCGAGGCGGCUUGGGCCGGCGGAAGGCGAGGUCGUGAGGUCACAGACAGAUUCCUACCAAUCGUAUCGCAGUUGCUGUCCAGUCGAGGGCUGUUCUACUUGGUCACCAUCGCAGAGAAUGAUCCAGAGGAGAUCAUCCAGAUCCUGAGCGGACACGGCCUGCGGGGAGAGCCACGCCUGUCGACCAGAGCCGGGAACGAGCGGCUCGCAGUGCUGCGCUUUCAGAAGUGCAAACAUACGUGAAGUCGCCGGCUCGUUGGCACUGUGUCAGAGUACGCCUUUCCUACUGCUGUAAGUUGGACCUACAGAUGAUGCGUCCGUCCUCACUGAGGUGGAUGGCCCCGCUGGCGACCAGCUCCAUGGCGGCGGGGAAGGCCCUGUGCUCGGCCUCUUUGAUUCGGUCCG